UCCCCCUCUCCCUGGUGGUAUGGUAUCUCUUUCCAUGGAGACAUAAAAAUUGCACCUCCUUGGCCAUGGUAUGUCUCCUCUCCCUGCCUCUCUCUCUCUCUCUACUAAAACCUCACCUCACCAGUGAGUGAGUGAGUAAACCUCACCACCAAUCCACCUACUAGUCUUGCUUGCAGAGUUGCAAGCAAACUAUCUUGUCUCUCACUAGCCUUCCAACACAAGCAAGAACCGAGAUUAUCUGCAUGUGGCACGCCAACAUUUGAAGCUGAUUCUACAGCUGAUCUCAUCUCUCUUCGGUUUUGUUGAUUACGUAGUAUAGCAGGAGCUGUGUACUUGCCUGCUUUCUCAGUACAGUGUCAACUGUCGAAGUGGUACAGUGAGUUGAUUGGUUUGUAGAGAUGCCUCCUGGUGUGAGCAGGAGGAGAUGGAGGAGGAAGCCGGACGUGGCGGCGCCGGCGCCGCUGCUGUUGCUGUGCUGCGCGGCCGUCAUGGCGGCGUGCAUGGGCGGCGCCCUCGCCGCCGACGCGCAGGGCGCGGCGCUGCUCGCGUGGAAGCGGACGUUGCGCGGCGGCGACACGGCCCUGGCGGACUGGAACCCCGCCGACGCGUCGCCGUGCCGGUGGACGGGCGUGAUGUGCAAUGCCAAUGGGCGGGUCACUGAGCUGAGCCUGCAGCAGGUCGACCUGCUCGGCGGCGUGCCGGACAACCUGUCCGCCAUGGGCGCCACGCUGGAGCGGCUGGUGCUCACCGGCGCCAACCUGUCCGGGCCGAUCCCGCCGCAGCUCGGUGACCUGCCGGCGCUGACGCACCUCGACCUCAGCAGCAAUGCUCUCACCGGUUCGAUUCCGACGAGCCUCUGCCGGCCGGGGAGCAAGCUGGAGAGCCUCUACGUCAACUCGAACCACCUCGAGGGGGGCAUCCCGGACGCCAUUGGCAACCUCACGGCACUGCGCGAGCUCAUCAUCUUCGACAACCAGCUCGACGGCACCAUCCCGGCGUCCAUCGGGCAGAUGGCCAGCCUCGAGGUGCUCCGCGGCGGCGGCAACAAGAACCUCCAGGGCGCGCUCCCGCCGGAGAUCGGCAACUGCUCCAAGCUCACCAUGCUGGGCCUCGCCGAGACCAGCAUCUCCGGCCCGCUCCCGACGAGCCUCGGCCAGCUCAAGAACCUCGACACGCUGGCCAUCUACACGGCGCUGCUCUCCGGCCCGAUCCCGCCGGAGCUCGGCCAGUGCAGCAGCUUGGAGAACAUCUACCUGUACGAGAACGCGCUCUCCGGCUCCAUCCCGCCGCAGCUCGGCGGCCUCAGCAACCUCAAGAACCUGCUCCUGUGGCAGAACAACCUCGUCGGCGUCAUCCCGCCGGAGCUGGGCGCGUGCACGGGGCUCGCCGUGGUCGACCUGUCCAUGAACGGCCUCACCGGCCACAUCCCACCGUCGCUCGGGAACCUCUCGUCGCUGCAGGAGCUGCAGCUCAGCGUCAACAAGGUGUCCGGCCCCAUCCCGGCCGAGCUGUCGCGGUGCACCAACCUCACCGACCUCGAGCUCGACAACAACCAGAUCUCCGGCGGCAUCCCGGCCGAGAUCGGCAAGCUCACGGCGCUUCGCAUGCUCUACCUCUGGGCCAACCAGCUCACCGGCACCAUCCCGCCGGAGAUCGGCGGCUGCGUCAGCCUCGAGGCGCUCGACCUGUCGCAGAACGCGCUGACGGGGCCCAUCCCGCGCUCCCUCUUCCGGCUGCCGCGGCUGUCCAAGCUGCUCCUCAUCGACAACACCCUCUCCGGCGAGAUACCGCCGGAGAUCGGCAACUGCACGUCGCUGGUCCGGUUCAGGGCGAGCGGCAACCACCUCGCCGGCGCCUUACCUCCCGAGCUCGGUAAGCUUGGCGGCCUCAGCUUCCUGGACCUCAGUACCAACAGGCUCUCCGGCGCCAUCCUGGCGGAGAUCGCCGGCUGCCGGAACCUCACGUUCGUCGACCUCCACGGCAAUGCCAUCACCGGCGUGCUGCCGCCAGUGCUGUUCCAAGGCAUGCCAUCAUUGCAGUACCUCGACCUCUCGUACAACGGCAUCGCCGGCGCGAUCCCGUCGAGCGUCGGGAUGCUCGGUUCGCUCACCAAGCUCGUUCUUGGCGGGAACCGGCUUUCCGGCCAGAUACCGCCGGAGAUCGGCUCGUGCUCGCGGCUCCAGCUCCUGGACCUCGGCGGCAAUUCGCUGACCGGCGCUAUUCCGGCGAGCAUCGGCAAGAUUCCGGGCCUGGAGAUUGCUCUCAACCUCAGCUGCAACGGCUUGUCUGGUGCGAUACCCAAGGGGUUCGCCGGGCUGGCGCGGCUGGGCGUGCUCGACGUGUCGCACAACCAGCUCACCGGCGAUCUCCAGCCGCUGUCCGCGCUCCAGAACCUCGUCGCGCUCAACAUCUCCUUCAACAACUUCACCGGACGCGCGCCGGAGACGGCGUUCUUCGCGAAGCUGCCGACGAGCGACGUGGAGGGCAACCCGGGGCUGUGCCUCUCGCGGUGCCCCGGCGACGCAAGCGACCGCGAGCGCGCGGCGCGGCGCGCCGCUAGUGUCGCGACCGCCGUGCUCCUCUCCGCUCUCGUCGUCCUCCUCGCCGCCGGGGCUCUCGUCCUCUUCGGCCGGCGCCGGCAGCCGCUGUUCGGCGGCUCGAGCCCCGAUGACGACAAGGACGCCGACAUGCUGCCGCCGUGGGACGUCACGCUGUACCAGAAGCUGGAGAUCAGCGUGGGCGACGUGGCGCGCAGCCUCACGCCGGCGAACGUGAUCGGGCAAGGCUGGUCCGGGGCGGUGUACCGCGCGAGCAUCCCGUCCACCGGCGUCACCAUCGCCGUCAAGAAGUUCCGGUCGUCCGACGAGGCGUCCGUCGACGCGUUCGCCUGCGAGGUCGGCGUGCUGCCACGUGUGCGCCACCGCAACAUCGUGCGCCUCCUCGGGUGGGCGACGAACCGCCGGACGCGCCUCCUCUUCUACGACUACCUCCCCAACGGCACCCUCGGCGGCCUUCUCCACGGCGGCACCAAUGGCGCCGCCGUGGUGGAGUGGGAGGUGCGGCUCUCGAUCGCCGUCGGCGUGGCCGAGGGCCUCGCCUACCUCCACCACGACUCCGUUCCGGCGAUCCUCCACCGCGACGUCAAGUCCGACAACAUCCUCCUCGGGGAGCGCUACGAGGCAUGCCUCGCCGACUUCGGCCUCGCCAGAGUCGCCGAGGACGGCGCCAACUCGUCGCCUCCGCCGUUCGCCGGAUCGUACGGAUACAUCGCUCCUGAGUACGCGUGCAUGACCAAGAUCACGACAAAGAGCGAUGUGUACAGCUUUGGAGUCGUGUUACUAGAGAUAAUCACCGGAUGCCGACCUAUAGAGUCGGUGUUCGGCGAGGGACAAAGUGUGGUGCAAUGGGUACGCGAGCACCUCCACCGGAAACGUGACCCGGCAGAGGUGAUCGACUCUCGGUUACAGGGCCGGCCAGACACCCAAGUCCAAGAAAUGCUACAAGCUCUCGGAAUCGCCCUGCUAUGCGCCAGCACGCGCCCUGAGGACCGCCCAACCAUGAAGGACGUGGCGGCAUUGCUACGUGGCCUCCGAAACGACGACGGCGCCGAGGCCCGAAAGGCUGGGUCCGGGUCCGCCACAAAGUGGGCGGAGCCAGCUAAGCUGACAGCCCUAGCCCGCCCGGCCCAGGCCCAGGCCCAGUCCCAGUCCAGCUCGCUGGCCUACUCAACAACCGGGAGUGUGUAGUGUACAUGUAGCCUAAUCCGGAAUGGAUCAAGUUUGAUCGUGUCAACACAUUGCGCCGUGAUGUCUGUGACAUUGUGAGAUGGAGAGUGACCAUGUCGUCGUUGAGCUCACGCCGGAAGAUCGACGGCGGCCCGCCGCCGACGAGAAGCCGGCAUGAGCAAGCUGGGGGUUCCAUGGAAGUCAUGUGAUCGGAGAAGGCAAGGUGGGGAAGAAGAAGAAGAGGAAGACGCCAUCUUGCAUCAAACAAAGCAACAAUAAUUCCUCCUCGUGUACCAUAUACAUAGCAUUAGCUGGUGCAAUGCAUCUGGUAUUCUGGUGUAUGUAUGUAUGUAUGUAUAUUAAACCCAGGGUAAUUAAUAUCUUGGUAAUCUAUGAUCAAAUGAUUGUGUUGUUCCAGAUUAGUGUCCCCGUUGUCGAGUCGCGUUGGGUUUUUUUUGGCUGUUCCUGCGCGUGGCUCGAGCACCACUGUACUGCUCUGUCGGUCUAGUGAUCUGUGGUUGCCUGCACCUAGACCGGCAUGAGAUUUCUCUU
Molecule: messenger RNA, 4277 nt
Organism: Oryza brachyantha (malo sina)
Lineage: Eukaryota; Viridiplantae; Streptophyta; Magnoliopsida; Poales; Poaceae
Product: leucine-rich repeat receptor-like serine/threonine-protein kinase RGI4
Exons: 2
Coding region: 399-3746 (1115 amino acids)
Biological process (GO): hormone-mediated signaling pathway; protein phosphorylation
Cellular component (GO): plasma membrane
Molecular function (GO): protein binding; protein kinase activity; ATP binding
Source: RefSeq, a predicted model, not a curated record